GGGGUUCCAGGAAAAGGAUCAGAGCAGAAAGCGAGGGGAACCAUUGCUGGGGCGGCCACAGCCAGUCUUGUCUCUCUUGAGGUCCAAGCUCCCAGGAUCUCCGGAGCCAGCCAGAGGUGCCUCCAUGGCCGGCUCUGAAGAGCUGGGGCUCCGAGAGGACACACUGAGGGUUCUGGCAGCUUUCCUUAGGCGCGGUGAAUCUGCUGGGUGCCCUGUCCCAACUCCACCCAGGAGCCCUGCCCAAGAGGAGCCAACAGAUUUCCUGAGUCGUCUCCGAAGAUGCCUCCCUUGUCCCCUGGGUAGAGGAGCCCCUCCCCCGGAGUCCUCUCGGCCCUGCUUCCUUCCCCUACGCCCCUGCUAUGACUCGGGACCAGGUCCAGCUACUUCAGACUUCUAUGCCAUGGUUGCCCAACGUCUGGAACAAUUGGUCCAAGAGCAACUGAGAUCUCCGCCCAGCCCAGAGUUCCAGGGACCCCCACCCACAGAAAAGGAAGCCCUGCUAAGGAGGCUGGUAGCCUUGCUGGAGGAGGAAGCAGAAGUCAUCAACCAAAAGCUAGCUUCUGACCCAGCUCUGCACCGGAAACUUGCUCGCCUGUCAGCGGGCUCCUUCGCCCGCCUUGUGGAACUCUUCUCCAGUCGUGAAGUCAGCUCCUCCCCAAGCUGUGCAAGCCCCUCGUUGCCAUGCCCGGCGCCCCCACCGCCAUCCCCGGAGCCAUUGGCCCGCCUGGCUCUGGCUAUGGAGCUGAGCCGGCGCGUGGCCGGGCUGGGGGGCACCCUGGCCAGCCUCAGUGUGGAACACGUACACAGCUUUGCGCCCUGGAUCCAGGCCCAUGGGGGCUGGGCAGGCAUCCUGGCUGUGUCGCCUGUGGACCUGAACUUACCCUUGGACUGAGUGCUUCCCCCGAGGCUGCUGCAGGAGUGCCCACAGGUCCUGCUCACACACGUGUUUCCUCUCAGGGCUCAGGUGGUGGCUGCCAUGCCACCUUUCUUUCUUUCU
Molecule: messenger RNA, 997 nt
Organism: Microtus ochrogaster (prairie vole)
Lineage: Eukaryota; Metazoa; Chordata; Mammalia; Rodentia; Cricetidae
Gene: Bcl2l12
Product: BCL2 like 12
Biological process (GO): regulation of extrinsic apoptotic signaling pathway
Source: RefSeq, a predicted model, not a curated record